AUCUCGAGUCGAUACUAUUUUAAUCGACGUCUUAUUAUUAAAAUGAAAUUGAUAGAACGUCGACUGGGUGCUGAGGAACGGCCUCUAAUGAAUCAAAUCAACUGGAAGUUCAAUCAACGUGAGGGCCGCUUCAUUUUACGUGACGAGUCCAAGCUCGAUAUGAGGGGCUUCCGCAACCCUCCAAAUGUCGGAGGCAGUAGUAGCAACGUUAACAUGGCAAAGUGGCGAAGCGCGGGUAAUCUCGUGACUGAAACCUCCUCUGUGGAAGCUUAUGCGAGAUCACAAGAUCCCAUCGCCAAUAGCUCUGACGAGCUUGUCUUUGCUAUCGACAAUGGAAAGAAGAAAAAGACGUCGUUAGGAUCGAGUAAAAAGAAGUCCAAGUCUCUGAAGGCUAGUGGUAAUAUGAAGAGGAAGCAGAAGUUGGCAGCUGAGUUUGUGGAUGAUCAAGGAGUUAUGCGAACCUGCUCCUUGCCAAAUGUUCUAGAUGAACCGGAGGCCCUUACGAACGCACACCGUGAAAGCAUUGAUUCACAAGCUAGAGCGCUGAAAAUUUUUCUUCAGUCUGCCAACCUGCCUAACCAUAGCCAAACCCUCAAGACAACUGCUUCAGAGACCUCGUAUCAGAUAAUUCAACGCAUCCUCACCUCAUACGGUCGUCAACAAAACGUCGGGUCCUACUGCCUCGAGCAAGUCAAUAUUCCACCAAAUAGCCUAAGUCUCCCCUAUGGCAUUCCAUCUCGCUGCAUACUUCGACCUGAGGAGAGACCACUACAUAUUUUGCAAAGCAUUCAAGCGAAAUUUCCACAAAUUCGUACAGAAUUUCACCUGGUAUCUCGUCAAAAUGGUAGCAUUUCGCCACAGGAGGAUAAUACGUCGCUGCAACGGGACUACGUCAAUAUUUCAGUGAAGCGACCGACUCCACAACUGGUAGAGGUGAAUCCUGAUGGAUCGGCUAAGUUUGGAAAGGUUCUAAGAUUUAAUCUCACCGGCCUCGUUCAACAAGGAUGUGGGAGACAGAAUGCAGGUGUUCCGAUUAAAGUCGGCUCUCAAUUCGCGUCAGUCGGGCCACCGCCGAAUAUUGUUCUCAGUGCGAAUCGUCUUCCUGACAUCCGUCCGGUGCAUUGCACUCUGCUUCCAGCAUCUUCGGGAGUCGAUGGUGGUAAAGGCGAAAGCACCGGUGCUUCAGUACUCAUUUCUCCCGCUCUCGACAUAACGACAAGACCUCCAGGGCCCACAGCGGUUUGCCUGGACGGUCGAAAGGUAGUACGCCCAACACCCCUCCGACAUGGAUGUAUUGUGCAGUUGGGUCAGUCGCUCUUCCUAAAGUUUCUUGAGCAGGGGGCCUCAUUGGAAAAAACACGACCAAUUCAGGAACAAGCUCCUAAGGGAUCCAUGCCUGACCUCACUUUCCAGGGAGGGUAUAAGGGACGAAGUCCUGAAAAACAAUACAGGAGUCGGACUUCUUUGGCAAGUGGGAAAGUCUUUAAUUCGGAAGUUCAUUUUAAUCAGCCAACCUAUGCUAACACGGAACAGUUGUUUUCUGAUCGACUUCCGAUCCUCGUGGAUGUUCGCCUACCAUCAUCCACUACUUCUACCACCACGGAUGAUUUCGCCGCCUGUCUUCAUGAGGCUGCCUGCGACUCUGUUGAUGCAGUGCUUAAACUGGCGACCAGUCUUUCAUUUCACACCACCUCAGCCACCGCUGCCCCAAUUAAAAGCACAUCCAGGCCUCCUAUCUUUGUUCUUACACCGGGCUUCCUGCUUUAUGGACUCCUCCGUGGAUGCUUGCGGCGGUGGAAGGUUGCCCAACUAACAAGGGAACAACAGGAGCACUAUCUUAGUGGCCUGCUCAAUCAUAUCGGAAGUCAGAUGUUCCAAUGUAUCCAGAGCUGCUGCCAAUGUGAUUCCAGCACAUGGUCCUCAAUGCGUACCACUUUCAAUCAGCUUCUUUUCUGGCUGGCCAAUUCCAGUGAACUUCUUAAUUUCCUACAUAACGAUGUCGACUUUUCUGAGGCUAUUGCCAUUUCUAGCCACAUCCUUGCUAACUGCAUCGAUUCUGCCUUCCAUUCGUUACGUAGAGCCUUUCUAGAUCUCCUAAAGUAUCUUGCACUAAGUCUGCUCUUCCCCGGAGACUAUGAUCAACAAGAUGAUCUGCGUUUGGAUGACAGGCCUCUUCCACCGUCUGAGGACCUUCACCUGUCCAUGUCGUCUGCAAACCUAGAGCCAAACAUUCAGCGUCUCCUUCAAAUCCUCUCUUUUAUGAUGAGGGGGAUGCGUCAGGCGUGUGUAAACGUUUCGUUUGCGCUUCAGCUUUUUGCCCAUGUCUUUCAUUCCAUGGGAUCUUGGAUCUUCAAUUCGAUAGUUCAGACCGAGGAUCAUCAAGGGAGUAGAAAGGGGAGUGUAGGUAGUUUGUGGACGACCAGACUGGGUGCUGGACGUCUGAUGCGACGUCUGCAAAGAGUUAAUCAGUGGGCAUCAAGACAUGGACUGGGGAGCGUCUGUGAGGUGCAUCUCCUUCUCCCUUUUCAGACCUGUCAACUUAUCACCGCAGAUCGCUCUAAGUUCCGCCCAUUUCAAAAGCGGGUACUAGAAUUGCGUUCGUUGAACAGCUCCCGAGUCGAAUGGCUGCUUACGCAUCUUGGUGACCCACCUCCUUUGACUUCGGAUUGGGUCAAAAAUAUUACAAAGAGCGUUAGACAGGAGAUUGAUCGAGAAAUCAUGGAGAAACACGGUUCUCCAUCCAGUCGUGAGACUCGAGAAUUGCUCUCGUUAUUAGCUCCUGUUGAGUUGCCUCUGCCUCUCAUAGUGCCUCCAGAAGGGUAUGUCGCCACUAGUGGUCUAGUUGGAAUUCCUGAGGGUUUUAUGGAGACCGUACAGCCUCUCGUAGAUGACGGGUGUCUUAGUGUGCGGCGAAAUGAGGUGGCUUUUAAGGCGCCGCUGAAUGGAAUGUGGAUUGGACACUUCAAGCAUAGAUCUGACUCGAGGUCGGCCUCCAGUGGGCGUCCGAUGAGCAGGGCUAGCAACGCCCAAGCCGAUCCCAAUAUCGAAAUCCUUGCGAAGGAAGCCAGCGUCAAACUGUCCUCUGUAAAACGUCUUGUUCUUCACAAAAACGGCCAGCCUUUAGGUCUUGGCAUAGUCGCUGCAAAGCCUGAAGGUGAUACACCUUAUGGGAUCUACAUCAGGCACAUAAUUCCAAACAGCGUGGCAGCUCAAGACGGCCGCAUAGAGGUUGGGGAUCAGAUUCUUUCAAUAGCCACUUCCUCUCUUGUCAACUGCGACCAAUCCGAAGCUGCUGUUGCCAUUCUUGCACGUAUUCCAAAUGCAGUCCAUUUAGUGAUAUCCAAACGAGCAGCUCAGACGAGAGGAAUUAUGAAUUUAAUCAAUUCUGCUAAACGAGGGCGACCUCUCCCCACUCCGAUGACCCGUUCCACGUCCUCACUCAACCAGGUCAGUCGUUGGAAUCAGGAGGAGGAGGAGGGAGAUGACGGUGACGACGACGACGAUGAUGAUGAUAGCGUGGAAGGAGUGAAAUUUGGAUCAAAAGUGUCGCUUGGCAACGGUUCUUCACAGAACCGAUCGCAGCAUUCUGUCUACCGACCCAAGAGCGUGGACGGUUUGACCAGCGGUCCGGGGAUGGCUCAGCCUCCCAAGAUUCGGGAGUCUGAAGUCUCCUCUGAGGAUAUCUCUAGUGACGAGGGCAGCGAUGAAGUUUGGCAACCAACAGAGAAGACUCUUAAACCGGUUUCCAAAUAUGGAGAGAGACCACCAUUAGGCGUAAAUCUCUCCUUUCAACCAUCACCGGCCAGUGUCCAGGGCUCCCUUGACAGCUACAAGUUUCGAUCACAGCAGGAUCUCCGAUCCAGCGGGCUAAUGGUACUACCCUCCAGUAAUGACGUUGAAAAUGGGUCAAGUUCCACAGAUUGGAAUGACUUUGCCAAACGCAAUGUCGAGGCGCUUGGUAAUAAGAAAAGUAGUCAUUCCAAGCAGGAUGUCUCGCCAUCAUUAUCGUCUCUGUCCUCGACGUCAUCCAUAAUCACUCAGGAAAUUAAAAAAGAUUUAGCGAGCAUUUCCAAACCUUCCCAAGAAGGCGUCUACACGAAUGCCUCCGAAGUGACCUCGGAAAGUGAAGAUAUUCUAACAAAUGUAAAGCAAAGAAUCCAUUCUGGAACUCUUACUGCCACUGCCGAAAAGACAACUUCUCCGCUGAAUACUUCCCCUGCUAGAAGCGUCACUGACAAGGCGAUGCAAACCAUUACCGAAUCCAACAAUACUAACCAUAGUGCUGAGUCGGCGAAGUCUUCCACAACGGUUCCCCUUCAAGCUUCUGGAGUACAGACAGAACCAGUGCGAGUGGUUCAGGAGAAAGAAGACGCCGCUAGGCAUACACCUCCAUUGGAUAGACAGUCUAUCGUGCGGCAACCAGAAAUUAAAAAUGUCGCAGUCAGACCCAAUUCGCCUCCCACUGGAUGCACUCUGGUGGAGGACGUCACAAAGGCAGUCAUAGAUCCGCAAGUUGGACGUACUAUUAUUCUUUCCCCUUCUUAUCUUAAAUGCAGUUUCCAUCAACAACCAUUGCCGUCAUCAAGAUCUCUUCCAAAGCGGGAAAUUGUGACGUCCUCAUCUUCCACGUCCAAUUUUUGUCCCCCUUAUUCUACUACCAAUAUUAGCACAAGGAUGUUAAACAUCGCUCCAGAACCAAGUACCAUCCAAUCUGGUGUGACCUAUUGGUCCUCUCAGACCAAUGUGGCAAUUUUGGGCGGUUCUCCACCUCCAGAACCAACCGCUAAUUUCCCACAAUACCAUCCGCCAGACAGCCUCAAGCCUUCUGACAUAGCGAUCAAGUACGGCGAUGUGGAGCCUCCUCGGAGUCACAGAUCACCAUCACUUUCGCCAACGAUGCCUUCGUUGAGUGUGUAUGGACCUCCAGCUAGUCACUUUAUCCCGCAGAGAUCAACCAGCCGAGAAAGCUCACCGAUGAGGUUGGAUCUCAUCCAGCGCUCAAGAUCGCUGUCGACAUCCAGUCAUGACUUGCGUACAGACGGUUUGAACCGUGCGUCACAGUCUGAGAUGGCGGAAAGCAAUUCUCGACGUCUGCAGGACUUGGCCCGUGGAAUUCGCCAAUUGGAGGAUGCGGUGGAGGCCAAUCCAAAUGCCGAUUUGAUAAGAGAGUUGGAUCAGCUGCGUGUGGAAUAUCGCUUUCAACUCCAAAUGAACGAAAGGAAUCGGACGCGAUCCUUGAAUACGCCCCACCUGAACUCCUCUAAUGGAAUCGUCUCACCGAAAGCCAUGCCUCCAGUUAUGCCCAAGUCGCGACCGUUCGUACCAAAUAUGAUCGCUACCAAUGAAUCCGUUUCUUCCCAACUGUAUGACGACUUUGCAAAGGAACGCUUGGAGGUACUUCGUUUGCAGGAGCAAAGGGCUCGAAUUUAUGAAGAAAAUCUAGGUCGAAAACAGAACUCCGAUCCCAAGUCUUCCGCCUCUGGCAACCUUCAUUUCUCACCUCCAACCACCUCCGUCCCACCACUGCAACCAAAAUAUACCUACCAAGUGGAGUCGGGUCCACUUUACGAUGGAGAGACUGGUGGGGUCAAAACAUUAGUUGCGCCACGCUACAUCCGAAUCGCUACUCUUCAAUCCUCGGUUGCCUCUUCCUCCUCCUCCUAUGCCGAUGUCCGCGACUCUCUGCUGACACGUGUGCCGGAGUUGCGCUCCAGUAGGAAAUCGGUGACGUUUGACACAAAUCUUGAAUCAGUAGCGCUCUAUUCACCACCUGAAACUCCUUCCGCAUCCGUGGGACAAACUUUCCAACCAUCUACUCAAGCAAAGAGAUUUGCAAUGCGUAUGGACAACCAAUCACCCCUGCGAUGUAGCAAACCGACUACAAAGGAGCCAAGAAGCCCAACCUACGGAUCAAGCGUAACUCAACCAGAAAACGCGGAAAAUCUUUCUUUCAAGGAUAAGAUGGCAUUUUUUGCCAAAGCUAUUGGUGAAGAUAUGCCGAAAGAUCGUUAUAAGGCCUCUCAAAAGGAGCGACAAAUAAUGAACAGUUUGCUGCGCUAA
This is a messenger RNA of Hydatigera taeniaeformis, 6060 nucleotides long. The record is from the annotation of a GenBank genome assembly. NCBI's taxonomy places the organism in Eukaryota, Metazoa, Platyhelminthes, Cestoda, Cyclophyllidea, Taeniidae.